Molecule: messenger RNA, 1320 nt
Organism: Marmota flaviventris (yellow-bellied marmot)
Lineage: Eukaryota; Metazoa; Chordata; Mammalia; Rodentia; Sciuridae
Gene: Ttc23l
Product: tetratricopeptide repeat domain 23 like
Molecular function (GO): protein binding
Source: RefSeq, a predicted model, not a curated record
AUGCAAGCCAGCCCCAUCUAUAUCCCAACUGUUAACAAUGACAUUGACUGGGACUCCUGCUUCCAUCGGUCACAGCAAACCCCCAUCCCAGCACAACAGCAGACAGAUGAGUUGUACCCCACUUAUGGGUCUGAAGAGAGUGAAGAAGAUCCUGCAGUCCAGGAGGAGGAGAUAAGCACAGACUAUAUGUCUCUUCCCAAAGAAAAAUUAGUUCAGUCCCAGAAGAAAAUAACUCAGCUGAUUAAGGAAAAACUGACUAUCCAAGCAAACAAGGAGCUGAUUCGGUGUGUCAUCCUAUCUCGAAUUGCUUUUGGAGAAGAACACUGGAAAUGUGCACAGGCUUUGACCAACCUGGCUUAUGGCUACCUGGUACUAAGAGGCCUCCCAGCUCAGGCCAAGAAACAUGCUGAAUCUGCCAAGAACAUACUGUUGACCUGGAAGGGAAAUGCGUCCUCAGACAAGGAGAAAAAGGAAAUCCUGGAAGCUCUGAUCAUGCUCAACUACACUCUGGGGGUGAUCUGGCUCCUACAGAACCAUGGCAGAGAGGCCUAUUUCAACCUGCAGAAGGCAGACAGACUAAUGAAGGAACUGAAAGGAUUAACUAAGAGAGGCAUUUGUGGAUGUGGAUUAUACGUCUCAGAGAAAGAUCUAACAAUUGCUUUGGGCAGAGCCUCAUUGGCCAUCCAUAGGUUGAACCUAGCUCUGGCAUACUUUGAAAAGGUAAUUGGUGAUGUCAUUGCUACCGAGGGUAAUGACACAUCAGAUCUGAUUAGUCUCUAUGAGGAAAUUGCCCAGAUUGAGCAGCUGAGGAGGAACCAUGAGCAGGCCAUCCAGUACUUGAAGCAGGCCUAUUCUAUCUCUGUUUCUUCAUUCACUGAAGUCAGCCCUCAAACUGCAGAGGCAAGUGCAUUACUAGCCAAAGCUUAUGCCAUGUCUGGAAAGCCCCAGCACAGGGAUGCUGUUGAGGCAUAUUUUAUAAAAAGUAUCAGUGCAUAUCAAGCAACACUGGGCUUAGAGGAUUAUGAAACAUUGACUGCCAUUGAAGAAUUUUGCAAAUGGCUUGUUGAAAAUGGAGAUAAACAGGAGGCUUACAAACUGCUAAAGGCUUCACUGAAGUCCCAGAUCAUCAGCUAUGGUGACUGUAGCAAAAAGGUGGCUGAAACUUUUUAUAACUUGGGCAGGAUCUGCUUUGCCAAAGGAGAGCUCAGAAAGGCAAUUCAACUGCUAAGGAAGUGUCUGAUGAUUCAAAUUCUUGUAUAUGGAAGUGAGCAUAGUAAAAGCAAAGAGACAAAAGGCCUCCUUACCAAACUGCAGAGGUAA